CUUGUUGUCGUUGCUACGUCACGCCAUCCGUUACUCUCUGGACAUCUUGCUUAUAGUGUUAUAAGCUAAGUCUUGGUUGGGGGGAAGGUUAUUUAAUUAUUAAGUACAUUUGAGAACCACUGAAAAACUCUGACAAGAAGGCAAGGCACAUCCGACUUAGAUUUGAGAAGGAGGAGAGAGUUAUUCUACCCUGAAGGGUUAUUGACUCAGACGUUACGGUUGACUAAUCAGGAACAGCAACUCUUCGUUUAUUUUUGUUUCUUUUGUAUGUAGGUUCUGGGCCUUGCAUAUUCGAACAAUGGCAUCUUUUUUUUUUUUCUGAUGGAUUUUUUAGUGGUAGAAUCUCUGUAUAAUUUAUUUUUAAAUGUUUGAAAUUCAAUAUCUUAAGACUACAAGAGAUCUUAUUAUAUAGAGUGCUCAAAACUGUUAAGUUGAAAAACUGAGACUAGAAUGAUGAAAAAACCAAGGUACAUUAUUAUAUAACGUAUACGCUCUCUGGAGUAAUGGAUGAUUGAUGCUUUUAUUUGAACUUUCUUCCGUUUGGGGAGGAUAUAUUGAAAGAUAGCUAGUGAAAUGUAGAGGCGUUGCAACACUCCCAGUCUGACCACAACGUCUAAGACACUGGUCACCAGACUGACACUCUUGGACACUUGACGCGGAGGGGGAGGACUGGACAAAGUGCACGCGUCAUGAAAUGCUUGGACUGGACGGAAGUGAGACACAAGUGUCUGGAGGAGACAACUCUUGAAGGCAAGGAAAUAAAGAACACGAUCGUGAUUACCUUCUCUUUCCAAGUUGUAUUUACAGCUUUUAAUGCUCUUCAGAAUCUUCACAGCUCGCUGCACGAUGAGGAAAGUCUUGGUCUCAUCUGUCUCUCCAUCAUCUACUUCACCGCCGUCAUCUCCAGUGUCUUCUCGCCCACCAUCAUCGGCUUCCUGGGGGCCAAGACGGUGCUGGUGGCCUUCUUCCUCGCCCACAGCGUCUAUGUCCUAGCCAACUUCUACCCGGCCUUCGCCACCAUGGUGCCUGCUGCCGUAGCUCUUGGGGCCUUUAAUGGACCGGCGUGGACGUCGCAGGCACUGUACAUCUCAGCGAACGCCUACUCAUUCUCCAAGAGUUCCUCCGCCUCACCGUACACCAUCCUCAGCAGGUUCAACGGCUUCUUCUUCGCCAUGUUCGCGACCACGCAGAUCGUGGGCAACCUCGUGACCAGCACCGUCAUCAGGGACGGGGUGGGCAACCAGAGCGAUGAGACCAUUAUCUUCAAGUAUUGCGGCAUCAACGAUUGCCCGGACAAUGAGAAUGUCACAGAAAUUGAAGACCCUGAGGAUUGGGUCAUAGACAUCACGCUGGGUUUCUUCAUGGCCUGCUGCCUCUGUGGGCUCCUGCUGGUCUUCUUCCUCCUCUCCCCGCUGCCCAAGAGUGACUGGAUUGAGAGGGUCAGCGUCAAGUUCACGGCCACUUCCUGUUUCAGUGUCCUGCUGACCACAGACAUGCUCCUCCUGGUCCCGUUCAUCCUGUUCACCUCGGUGGAACACGCUUUCCUGAUGGCCAGUUUCACCAAGGCAUACGUCACUUGCGCCAUAGGUAUUCACAUGGUGGGCUACGUCAUGGCCGCUUACGGCGCCACCACGCCCAUCUUCGUCUUCCUGUUCAUCCGCCUGGCGAGGAUAGCGGGGCGCUUCUUGCUGCUCAGCAUCUCCCUGAUGUCCCACAUCGUGCUCCUGGCCUUCCUGUACAUGUGGUCCCCCACUGCUGACAGCGAGGCGCUCAUCUUUGUCAUACCCAUGUUCUGGGGAGUAGCGGAGAGCAUUUUGUUAGCCCAGGCUAAUUCACUGAUCACUAUGCUGUACCCAUCACAAAAGGAACCCGCCUUCGCCAACUUUCACGCCUGGAGGAGUCUGGGCUACUCCAUCACAUUUCUCAACGCCACCUACCUGUGUGUCUCGACCAAGUUGAUUCUCUGUAUGCUGUGUGCGGCACUUGGAUUGGUGCUGUACAUCUUUGUGGAGCUGAAAACUAGGAUGAGAGAGAAGCUGGUCUUUGAGGCCAGGGGUUCCGUCAUAUCGGUGCCGCCCUUGGAGUUCACCGUCAGGGAAGAGACGGACAGCAAUGGGGCGUCCACGAAGAGGACCAGUGUGUCAUCUCUUAUGUCAGUCCAGGAAAGAUUAUCGUUUGACCACAUAGAGCUACAUGACGUCAUCAAAGAAGCUCAGAAUGGGUGGAGGCGGGACGAAUCAGGUCUGACCUUGGAGCUCAGCAAGGUCAUGAGCAGCACCUACCUCAAAGAAUCCAAAGCCACAAAGCUUUUCCACACCUGCGCCUCGUGGACAGAGCUCUCGGAUCUGAGCCAGAAUUCCGCGGCGCGGCCAGCAGUUCUCCCGCGCUCUUUGUCUGACGGAAACACAUCCGGAAGUGUCUACCGCGUCCACACGGGCAGCAACAAACUUUUGCGCAGCGCCCCGACUCUGAACGGCAAGAGGAGGGCAGUGUCGGAGAUCAUCGCCCCGACCUUCGACGUCAUUAAGGACGUCGUGUACGAGGAGGAGGAGAGUGACGAUCUCGUGAUGGGCAAUGAAGCCGACGAUGACGUUUUCGAUAACCACCAGGCCGAAAACUCUCCGAGGAAAGGGUCGAGUGAAUCCAAAUCGAGAAGCUUCAUGCGAAGGCUGAGCCAGACUUUACAAACGAUCAACGUUGAAGGGCCCAGAAGGGGCUCCGACUUUGAAAUCACCAUCGAGUCUCCCACGACCCCAUCCCCCACUGGCAAAGUCAACUUCGCUUUCGAAUCAGACGAGGACGACAUUGACAACACAGCGUCUAUCACCGUGGAAGACGAGGUCCGACCCAACGAAGUCAGCGUCCGGUACAAGCCCAAGUCCGGCCAGCUGGAGAGGCCGGUGUCAUUAGAGGCCAAGACUAAAAAGAGACGCUCCGGUCUCGACCUCGUCAUAAGGGGAAACAAAUCUUUAACCGAGCUGUCUGCGCCAUCCACCCCAAACAAACAUUCAGCCGACAGCGACAAAAAAAGAAGCCGCUCCGUCGCCAGCAUGAACAGCGAAGGAAAAAGCAAGAGACCUAAACUGUCGCUCAAAAAGUUGAGCAUCCUGAAAAAGCCGAAAACGCCCGAGUCGCCUCCACCCCCCGAGGUCAAGGCGAACGAGCUGAAGGAGGAGGACAACGAACAGGACUCUGGUGCAGACAGCGAUGGCUUCGUGCCUGAAGAGGUCUUGGCGCACGAAGCUGAGCUCGCUAUUUACAACGAAGGCGUCAUAGACAUUUCUCGGCCUAAAACUUCCAAGAGGAAACACAAAAUUCCAGUCAUGGAAAGCGAAGAUGUGAAUUGUAUAUAUUAAAUUGGUAUCGCAAAGUCUGUAUUGACCUUGUUUUAGAAUCGGUUGAUUUUGUGAAAGAAUUGUGUCGAGCAUAACAGAAGUUUGUAUCGAUUCCCAAAAUAUGUUUUUGAAAUACUGAGUGACAGUGGCUAGUUAAUUUCUGUCACAACCAUCGAUCAGAACUUUCAACUAAUUGUGUUAUAAGACUGAUCAUCAAAGUGGUGUAAACUAAGCUUAAGACAGCCAUAAGCCUUAAACCAGAUACUCUCUCUCUCCCCAUCGGUCUUCAAACGUGCUUGGACAAUAGCGCAGUGAGCAUGAUAUAGCUUGAGGUAUGCGCUAUACAAAAGCAAUUUUUUAAAAGAACAUAACAAAGUCUAGGAUCCCAAUCAAACAAAUAGUUAAUUGUCCUCUAAAAUAAUUCUUUAUAACUAAAAUAUUUGUGUUCUUUGGGAGAUUGAAGAUAGGAGGUAGUUGCGUUCCACUUAUGGUUUUAGAUACAAGCGGGUUGUUUUUUUAGAGAAAAUGAAUUGAAACCAGAAAUGGUAGUCUUUAUAAGUAGUAUAUAUGAUCUCCUUGCCUCAGGUGUCGGCAACUGCAAUCUUAGAAAUAGAAAUGAUCCACGGAGUAAGGUGAAGGUUAGGGUUAAUUCAAUACGUAAAUUGCGGCUAACAGAUUCAAGCUAGACGAUUCAAGGCAGACGUUAUUUGGUUUAAAACUUCGUUUUCAAAACGAGGCAACUUAUGCUAAGUAAAUUAUUAUUUUAUUGUCAGAAAAAACAACAACAUUAAGAUGUUAAAAAGUGAAUGAAUCCAUUACCUCUCUAUAUAUAGGGCUCAAUGUCGUAAAACUAUUUUUGCAUAAUGUUGUGUGUGUGUGAGAGAGAACGCGUUGUGUGGGCAAGUGAAACGUGAUUUCUGACAUGGAAGAAUAAUCUAACCCUAACCUUAACUUGUAAACAAAUGAAGUACUGUGAUCGGUGAUUAACUUUUUUUUUUAUGCUCAACUAUUAGUUAGAUGUUUUGUUCAUUCCAGUUGGCCUGAGGAAUUGACUUGACUGUUUAGAUACAUUGUCCUAUAACGAAGCAUAUGUAUUGUCCAUGGGCGUAGCCAGGAUUUUUUUUCGGGGAGGGUUUUGGGGGGGAUUCCCCCCCCCUCCGACCCCCCCCCCCUCCCGCGAAAAAAAAAUUAUAUAUAUAUAUAUAUGUGUGUGUGUGUGUGUGUACAUAAUUAAUCUUUAUUACAUUCUGACCCUUUCGGAAGACGUUUAUUGUUUAUUGUAGACUCCCCGCCCUUGGAGUUCGCAGUGCUCCCCCAGCGCGGGGCGAAGCCCCGCCGCCGAGCACUAUUUCUGGUAUUGAAAGCCAACAAAAUGCAUAUUCUGAGGUAUCUACAGUGCAUUAUCUUGCUAUUAAAAAGUUUUAUUUCACAAACCUAAUGUGCUAUUCUUACUGACUUAGACCCUCUCGCGCCGUUCGGCGCAUUUUCCGGCAAGCUGUUUCCGCAACUCUUAUUUUGCGUAAUUCAUUUUGUCGGAAAACAUGUCCCGCAAAACCUCAUGCGACGCUCUGUCACAACCUUACUAAGGAUUCGACUCCCAGUUCGGCAUAUGAUUUCUUUGAUUUAGACCCGAUCUCUAUGACUGACUCCUAAAAUCUGUCUUAGCCAUCUUUGUUGAGACACAUUUAAUGAUUUUCAAUUUCGGCAGAAGACUAUUCACACUUAAUUAAUGGAGCCCAAGCCACUGGUAGAAAUUUGUAACCUCUCUUGAUUACGCUCUUGGAAUUACAUGCCUGUUUUUAGCUUUAGAUUUUAUAUCGAAAAGGAAAGUUUUUUCGUCAAAUCAUCUGUUGAGGGGUUUUAAACUAAAAAAUCUCUGGGUUUUUUGCUUGUUUUGUUUUUAAUUUAAAACCCCAUUUAGCUACGAUCAUAGAAUUUGGUGACUGUAGUUUGCUUUAAAAUAAUAUUGAAGAGAGAGGUUUUCAACUCUAAACGCUCUGUAGGGGAAUUUUAAACUCAAAACCAUCUGGAGGGGUUUUAAACUUUAAAGAAAAAGCCAUCUGGAGGAGGGGGAUUUAAACUCAAAACCCCUUUGGCUACGCUCAUAGAUUUUAUAGUGUGUAAUUUGCUUUUUUUUUAUAUUGAAGAGGUACUUUUUAGCUUCAAACCCCAACUGGAAGGGGGAGGGGGGUUAAACUCAAAACCCCUUUGGCUACGCUCAUAGAAUUUUGAGUGUGUAAUUUGUUUUUUUUUAUAUUGAAGAUGGGGUUAUCGUAAAUUUUGGAUGGGGUUUUAAAAACAAAAUCUUCCUCAACUGUGCUGUUGGAAUUUGGGAUUGUUGUUUGCAUUUUUUUUUUUGUUUUAUAGAAGAGGGGGAUUUUACUGCAAAAACCUCUGGUAGGGGGGUUAAAAUUCAAAACCCCCUGUAGGGGGUUUUAAACUCAAAGCCCCCUGGUAGAGGGAUUUGUAUCUCAAAACCCCCUGAUAGGGGUUUUUAAAAUCUCAAAACCCCCUGAUAGGGGUUUUUAAAAUCUCAAAACCCCAAGGUAGGGGGAUUUAAACUCAAAACCCGCUGGUAGAGGGUUUUUAACUCAAAACUACCUCGGCUGUGCUGUGGUAAGUGAUGAUUUAGUAUUAAAAUCUCACCUAAAAUAAACAAAAUGAAAGCCAAAAUCAGUCACUUAAUUCCGUCCCCCCCCCUGCGGGGGGGGGGGAUUUCAUUUCGGGGGGGGUUUGAACCCCAAGAACCCCCCCCCUGGCUACGCCCAUGGUAUUGUCUAUUGAAUGUUUGGAUUCGAUGGGUCAAUGUGAUAACUGUCAUUGUCAAACUAGUUAUUAUAUUGUUAUAACCAAAAUACUAUAAUGUUAAAAACAGAGUUAAAAGAAAUCUGUGAUAAAGAAUUGUCGUUCCUGAUUGUCGAUCCCGAUUUGUUCUUGCCCUCCGGGAUGGAAUUCCAAUUUGUAUAAUACAGAAACAACACUACUCGUUGUACUGGCCAAUACAACAUCCUAGUUGACUAUUUACACAUUUAUUUUGUGGGGAAAAAAAGUUAACUCUUCUUGACCUCUAUCUAAAGUUGCACCAAGAUCCUAGUUGACUAUUUACACAUUUAUUUUGUGGAGAAAAAAACGUUAACUCUUCUUGACCACUACCUAAAGCUGCACUCUAAAAAUGAAGUUUCUAAUGCUGUCUAUCUACUGGUAUUAUAGACAUGUGUAUUGUUAACUCAUUGAGACCCAGGGAUAAUGUUUACAUAUCAAAUGCCUCAUCACGCCACACAAUCUAAGGUGUAAGUUCAUGCGCUCCAUAUCAAUGUAUCAGAUCUACAAUAAAGUCCAUCUAUCUCAUAUUGUUUCACUUUAUAAGAUAAGGUAAAUAUAAUGGCACUAAUGGCACUGAGGUAGACUUUUUAUAAAAGAUAAUCCAGUUGUUUUUUUCAUUUGAUGCCCUUCCUCUGAAAUAUAUAUCUUUGUAUCUAAGACUUCCGGUUACGAAUAGACCCUAAUAGUAGCAUCAACAAGAAAAAACAAGCAAUAGAAAAAAAAUAAUACUUAAAAAAAAAAACAAAGCUUAUCUAAAGAAAGAACCGCUAAUUACUGCCAUUUAUCUGUAAAUUACAGGGUUUAACUCCCUUACUGAUACAUAAAACAAAACAAUUAAUUACUACUAAAUGAUUACCUAAUUGGUAACUAUUUGGAUUGAUUUGUGUAUUGUCAUCGACUACAGCUAAUUCUGCAAAAUUUCAGCUUGAUCCGAAAAAUAGGAAAACGUGUCAAAACGUAUUAAGGGGACUAAAUCCAUAUAUACAUCCACAACUCUCAUUAAGUAGGCUCAUUCCCUUUACUUCGAUAUCAAACAAAUAGUUAUUCACGAACAAUUAAUUAAUAAAUGGUGUUGUUUUUUUUUUUUUGCCUUGUUAGGUGCUAUGAAUUAUUGUGCAAAGUUUUAACUUGAUCCGAGAAUGGGAAAUAGGAGAAAAAAACGUAUUCGAACUUUUUUUUCAGACAGACAGACAGACAGAGUGAGUUGAUAGAAGCUUUGUAACAAACUUUUGUCCUACUAUUUUUCUUUCCACCCAAGUAGAGAAUGUCGUCUUCUAAUAAGACUUUACAAAGUGUAUAAAAUCGAAAACAAAGUUCACAAUUAUUACAUUUGACUAACGAGGAUCCCGACAGUGUAGUCAACCACAAAGGACUAAUAGAUAAUAAUCACAAUUAAAAGUGAGGUGACCUAAUGAGUUUCAAUGAAAGAUUGAUAUAAACUUUGGGAGAGCAUCCAUAAGAAAAAUAGUUUACUGAUACAAAUAUAAUCUAGAGUUAUCCUUUAUAUAAAAUUGGUUUGGAACAUUGAUCUCUCUAUAUAUAUUUAUAUAUAUAUAUAGUUAGGCCUAUGUUCUAGAAGUUAACUUGCUUUAACAAAGUCUAGUUGAUUACUAUGCUACAUAACAAUGCAAUGUUAUAGUUCAGAGUUCAGAUUGUAAUUUGUUAUUGUGCCUUUGAUAAGUCGCCUAGAUCUUAUCGUCUGGCUAAUGUUAAAUAUAGAUUUAUUUUCAGAUUUUUUUUGUCUAUUGUUAAUAUCUUACAAUGAAGAGAUUAAACAAAAUAUUU
This is a messenger RNA of Biomphalaria glabrata, 7943 nucleotides long. RefSeq lists its product as uncharacterized. Lineage: Eukaryota; Metazoa; Mollusca; Gastropoda; Planorbidae. The record is from RefSeq and is a predicted model, not a curated record. Bases 690 to 3356 code for a protein of 888 amino acids. The transcript has 9 exons.